UGAACAGGUCUUCCAUUUUUAAAAAACUCUUCUCCGAAAGUAGCCUUUGCAAUUUUCCCUUUCUUUCCUCUUUUGCCUGCGUGUCUUCCUGUCUUUCCCUCUUAGUGGAAAUUCCUCACCUCACCAAGUCACCAUUUUUUUUUUGGGUCGUCACCGACUACUGCUAGUUUGACAACUGACUGUUAGGCAAUAGGUACUUAAUAAAAGCUCAUGAAGAAGCCAUUUUUGUUGCUUUUGUUGAAGGGUAUUUCAGUUUUUCAGCAAUCAUGGUCUUUUCUUCUUGCAGCUCCCGUCCUUUAGUCUCACUAAAGAUUAGCCACUUUGAGCAGCCUAGUAAUCUUCGUCAUAAUGUGAAAGUGGACCAAAGAUUCACUUCUGCUCUCAAAAGCAGGACUACUGAACACUUUGGUCAGCGAGCAGGAAUUGGAUCUGGCGUACUUGGUGAAUGGAGUUUUGCUAGAGGAACAAGACUUGUUAUUAGACAAAAAGUUUCAACAUUUGUUCAUUGUAGAAAAAGCUUUGAAGUACAAGCUUCAUGGUUGACAACUUCUCAAAUUGCUAGCAGCGUAUUUACCUUGGGAACAGCAGCAGUUCUUCCGUUCUAUACUCUCAUGGUUUUUGCUCCUAAAGCUGAAUUGACUAAAAAGUCUAUGGAAAGUAGCAUCCCGUAUAUUGUGCUCGGACUUAUGUAUGCAUACCUGCUGUAUCUCUCCUGGACACCUGAUACAUUAAGGCUGAUGUUUGCUAGUAAAUACUGGCUGCCAGAGCUAUCUGGUAUGGCCAAAAUGUUCUCUAGCGAAAUGACAUUAGCUUCUGCCUGGAUUCAUUUAUUGGCCGUAGAUCUCUUUGCCGCAAGGUUGGUUAUGUCUCCCCCAGCUCAAAGAGCUGAGUUUGAUUUCCCACUCCCCAAAAGCUUUUGA
Messenger RNA from Theobroma umbraticum, 920 nucleotides. It is a transcript of the gene ABA4, whose product is annotated as abscisic acid (aba)-deficient 4. Lineage: Eukaryota; Viridiplantae; Streptophyta; Magnoliopsida; Malvales; Malvaceae. The record is from RefSeq and is a predicted model, not a curated record.